CUCACAUUCCGUUCCGCUCUCAGACCCCGGUCAACCCAGACGUCACUCUCAGUCUCAGCAGCACGAGCCGUCCCAAAACCCGGCACCAUGGCAACCCACCUCUUCACCAACGGCAAGAUCUUCCAGUCCGGCGUGCAGCCCGGCACCAACGCGGGCCUGCACGGCCAACCCACCUUCGCAUCAUGCAUGCUCAUCCACGGCACCCAAAUCUCGCACGUCGGCACGGCCACCGACCCCCCCAUCACCGCCGCUCUCGCCUCCCCCUCCACCACCACAAUCCACGACCUCGCGGGCCGCACCCUCCUCCCGGGCUUCGUCGACGGGCACAUGCACCUGAUGCUGCUCGGGCAAGCCCUCAACAAGCUCGACCUCGGCCGCUGCACCGACCUGCCCGCCAUCCAGGCCGCCAUCCGCGCGCACGCCGCCGCCCACCCGCACGCGCCGCGCCUGCUGGCCCGCGGCUGGAUGCACAGCAUGACCCCCCACGGGGCGCGCGCGUCGGAUCUGGAUGGGCUGGACGUGCCGGGGCGGGAUCGGCCGGUGCUGGUGGAUUCCAAGGAUCUGCACUCGACGUGGUGUAAUACGGCCGGGAUGGAGGAGCUCGGCGCGAAGGAGUGGGCGGAUGUGCCCGGGGGGGUGAUUGAGAGGGAUGAGGGGGGCGGGUUGGUCGGGGUGUUUAGUGAGGCGGCGAAUAUCACGUAUGUGUGGCCGUAUCUGGCGAGUGUGGCCAGUGUGGAGGAGAGGAUGGGCGCGAUUGAGGCGGCGGUGGCGGCGUAUCAUGAGGCGGGGUAUACGGGCAUGGUGGAUAUGGCGAUGGAUGAGGGGGGGUGGGAUGCCUUGCAGGCGCUGAGGGGGAAGAGGGAGGGGAGGAUUCCGAUGCGGAUCGCGGCGUAUUGGUUGGUGAAGCCGUGCGAGGAGGAGAGGGAUAUGCUGAAGCAGGUGGAGAGGGCGAUCGAGCUGGCGGGGGAGUUCAAUGCCGACACGACGCCGGACUGUAGGAUCGUGGGGAUCAAGGUGAUCUGUGAUGGGAUUGUCGAUGCUUGCACGGCAGGGCUGUCGGAACCGUACGCGCAUAACGGGCAUACCGAGGUGCCGCUGUGGACGGCGGAGCAGCUGGAGCCGGUUGUGCGGAGGGCGGAUGAGGCCGGGUUACAGAUCGCACUCCAUGCUAUCGGGGAUGCAACCAUGAAGAUGGUAGUGGAUAUCCUGACCAAGUUUGCGAGUCCGGAACGCCGGCCCCGCGUGGAACAUCUCGAGCUCACCACCGAGGAGGACGCCGCUCGCCUCGGAAAGGGGCGCAUUACCGCAUCCAUCCAACCGGUUCAUGCCGACCCAGCCAUUCUGAAGGCGUGGCCGAAGCUGCUGGGCGAGCACAGGUGUGGACGGGCUUUCGCUUACCGCGAGUUCUCUGAUUUAGGCGCGCCGCUUGCGCUCGGGAGUGAUGCCCCUACCGCCCCGCAUACGCCAUUGGGGAACAUCUACGUCGGAACUACGAGGAGGUCGUAUCGGGAGCCCGAGAUGGAGAGGACGGUGAACCCCCAUUUCUCGCUCGGGCUGUGCGAGGCGGUGGCUGCGGGGACAGAGGGCGCGGCGUACAGCUGUUUUGAUGACCACAGGAUAGGGGUUCUCAAAAAGGGGCAUAAGGCCGACUUUGUAGUGGUCGACAUGGAGUGGGAAAAGGAGAAGCUCAUGGAAGCAAAGGUAGUUGAGACCUGGUUCGAUGGCGAGAAGGCCUGGUCGGCAUAGGGGUAGCAUAAUAUCGCUGCCAGUGCUUGGUAGGAU
Messenger RNA from Chaetomium fimeti, 1782 nucleotides. RefSeq names its product amidohydrolase 3. The coding region runs from base 88 to 1746 and encodes 552 amino acids. The transcript has a single exon. Gene Ontology annotation, molecular function: hydrolase activity, acting on carbon-nitrogen (but not peptide) bonds. The record is from RefSeq and is a predicted model, not a curated record. Lineage: Eukaryota; Fungi; Ascomycota; Sordariomycetes; Sordariales; Chaetomiaceae.